AUGGCCGCCCACCCCACAAACUCCGCAUACGAGAUGUACGAACCCUCGAUGUGUGGAACGGGAAUCGGGACUCCUUUCUCUCUUGCAGCCGCAGUUCAGCGGUUUGACCCAUCCCUGGCUGCAGUCACCAUCCGCUUCAGCCUCCUCCACUCCUUCUCGGCAAUUUUUCCCGGUGGAGUUGCCAGCUUCCUCUACCCGGUGGAUCAACGCACAAAGGCAGGUUCAUUUCAGAAAUGGAUUCUGAAGAGCUCAUAG
Uncinocarpus reesii 1704 is the source of this 255-nucleotide messenger RNA. RefSeq lists its product as uncharacterized. The transcript is spliced from 2 exons. Bases 1 to 255 code for a protein of 84 amino acids. The record is from RefSeq and is a predicted model, not a curated record. NCBI's taxonomy places the organism in Eukaryota, Fungi, Ascomycota, Eurotiomycetes, Onygenales, Onygenaceae.